AUGUCAUUUGCUGAAAAUUUUUGGUCUUAUGAUUAUAAUCUGGGGUUUCAAAUAUUAUUUAAUCAAUUAAAAGAAGGUAUUAAUGAAAAUAAUGAUUAUAUUGUGUUAUUUAAAAAAAGAAUGGAACUGGAACUUAUAUAUGGUUCAUCAUUACAAUCAAUUCAUUCAGACAUAAAACCGACUUCAAAAAGACAAUUUAAUGACGAUUAUGUUUCAACUAUCAAGAAUUCAUUCACUAAACUACAAGAUAAUUUUUCAAAACAAGGUGAUUAUCACUUAGUUAUUGCUGAGAAUAUUGAAAAUAUGGUUCUAAAACCUUUUGAAAAAUGGGUUGGUGAACAUGAAGAAAGAGUUGAUUAUUCAAUAACUACAUUAAAUUCAAAAUAUAAGAAGUUGAAAAAUGUUCAAUCACAGACUGAUAAAUUACAAAAAAAAUAUUUCAAUAAAUGUAGAUUACUCGAAGAAUUUAAAAAUCAUUAUACUGAAGAAGAAUUAAAUGAUGAAAUUAAUUUUUAUACCCCAAAUGAAACCGAGGAAGAUGAACCAGAUAGUAGUUUUGAAUUUACACAAGCUGAAUUAAAUACAAAACAAGUUGAACAAUUAAUAAAACAAAUGCUAAUGGGUAUACCUAGAAUAUCACAUAAAGUUGCCAUAUUGGGGACUUAUCAAAAUGUAUCUACUGGAAGUUCAAUAACUCAAUGGGUUCUAGAUAAUGUAACAGAAGUUGAAAAAAACCUCGAGAAAGCAGAAAAAUUUGGACAAGAUUUAAUUAAUAAUAACUUUAUCAAAAAUAUAAACCCAAUUAAUAAGACAUUUAUAAAUUCAUCACAAUUUUAUUAUCAAUGGAAACCAGAAGCGUUUACAUUAGCACAAAUAAAACUCAAUGAUCAAGAAGAAGAUAAAGCAUUCACAAAAAGUUUUGGACAAUUUAAUUUCGAUGAUGUAAAAGAAGCAAUGGGUGUAAGUAGUAUAGAUUAUAAUGAUAAAACUCAAUACCCUAAAUUAGUUAAUGAUGUUAAAUAUUUAGAUCUUCAAUAUUUCGAAAAAGUGGUUGAGUUGGAUCAAUUGAGAUGUGAAUUUGAAGAAAUUGCAAUGGAUCAUUUAACUUUUAUGCAAAAAUGUGAAUUAGAUAGAUUAAAAGCAGUUAAAAAAGUAACUUAUGAUUUUAUUGCAAGUUUUUAUACAAAUACUAAUGAAAUUCAAGAUAUUUCUCAAGAAUUAAUAUUAAUUGAAGAAACAAUUAACCCAAAGAAUGAUUUAAAAUUUUUAAUUGAAAAUUAUUCAACAGGAUAUUUUAAACCUCAAGUAACAUUAUAUGAUAAUUAUUAUGAAUCAAAUAUUAAACAAACUUUUGGAGUUGAUUUAAAUGUAAAAUCAAGAUUAGAUAAAAAAAUUGUACCAUUAGUGAUACAAUGUAUAUUAAGUUAUUUAGAUCAUGUAUACCCUGAAUUAACUGAUGAUGAAGAAAGGAUACAUUUAUGGACUCAACCAGUUCAUUUAACAAAUAUUCAUCAAUUAAGAUCACAACUUAAUAAUAUUGAUGAUGCUAAUAAAAUUAAUGAAAUAUUAUCCAAAACUAAUCCCAUAGUCAUUACAAACGUAUUAAAAUUAUAUUUAUUAGAAUUACCAGAUUCAUUAAUUCCAAGUAGUUUUUAUGAUGUUAUAAAACUUUUAUAUUUAAAUUAUAAUGAUAUAAAUCAAAAAGAUUCUCGUAUCAAUGGAUUACAAAAUGUAUUAUCAGAAUUACCAAAAUGUAAUUUAGCUACAUUAGAUGCUAUAUUAACUCAUUUAAAAAGAUUGAUUCUUAUAAUUGGAUCAAAAGAUAAAUCAUCUUCAAAAAAUUUACAACUGUUAAUUUGUCUAGAAUUUGGUAAAUUAUUACUAAGACCUAAAAUUGAACAUUUCAAUGAACACACUAACCAAAAACAACAUUUAAAUGAUAAACAUCCAGUUAAUCUUGUACAAGAUUUAAUUCAAAAUAAAGAAACUAUAUUUAAUGAAUUAAGAAGAAUAUCAUCAACAAGAUCAACUAAAAGUAAUCCAGUAAGUAGAGAUAACUCAAUAUCAUCAACUACAACUCCAACAAAACCUCCAAUAGAUAUAAAACCAACAGAAUCAUUAGCUGCAAAAUCAAGAUCAAGAUUAGAAUCAAGAUUGAAAAGUGCAGUAAAACACAAAGAUAAUCAACAACAACAUCAACAUCAACAACAACCAAAUUCACAACCACCACCACCUCAAGUCAAAGAAGAACCACCACAUGACGAAUCACCAUCUAAUGAAAAAGAAAAUAUCAAACCAAAAUCAACAUUAUCAACUCCACCACCACCAACCCCAACAAAAUCACCAAUUCAAUUAAAAAGAUCAACAUCACCAAAAAAGAAAAGAUUAAGUUCAAUGCUUUUAGAUGAUCAAGUUUCUACAGAUAGUAUAAAUUCAACCCCAUCAAAAUUAGAUCCAAGAAGAAAAUCAACUGAUUCAUUAAGAACAUAA
Messenger RNA from Lodderomyces jiufengensis, 2490 nucleotides. RefSeq lists its product as uncharacterized. Gene Ontology annotation, molecular function: GTPase activator activity. The coding region runs from base 1 to 2490 and encodes 829 amino acids. Lineage: Eukaryota; Fungi; Ascomycota; Pichiomycetes; Serinales; Debaryomycetaceae. The record is from RefSeq and is a predicted model, not a curated record. Gene Ontology annotation, cellular component: cytoplasm; division septum; plasma membrane. Gene Ontology annotation, biological process: small GTPase-mediated signal transduction; cytoskeleton organization. The transcript has a single exon.